AUGAGGGAAUUGUUCAUGAUGAGAAUGAACGAGGGCAGCCCAGUUGCUGAUCACAUUAAUGAGGUCAAUUCGAUCUUGUCGAGGUUGUCAUCAGUAGGCAUGAAGUUCGAUGAUGAUACUCAGGCUGUGAUUCUGUUAUCUUCCUUGCCUGAUAGUUGGUCGGGAUUUGUGACAACGGUUACUGAAACAGCUGGAACAGGAAACUUGAAGUUUGAUCGGAUACGGGAUAGUGUUUUGGGUGAAGACAUUCGCCGGAGGAACGCUAGUGGAGGAUCUACUUCUGGGUUACUCAGUGUUAGCAGGGGAAGAGAGUCAAUGCCCAAACAAGAAAACGAAAUUAGCACAGUUGUUGGGAAUGCAUCUGAUGAUGAUAGUGAUGCAUUGAUACUCAACAUGGAAAGCUAUGUUGACUCUUGGGUCAUGGAUUCUGGUGCUUCGUUUCACGCCAUGCACAGCGGUGAGGCGAUGGUGAAUCUCCAAAAGGGAGACUUUGGAAAGGUAAAGUUGGGUAACGGGAAAAUCCUUAAAGUGACAGGCAUGGGAGAUAUUGAUCUAAAAACUUCAUUUGGAACUACUUGGAGCUUACAAAAUGUCAGGGUGAUUCCAAGACUGAAGACAAAGUUGAUCUCAGUCGGAUAAUUGGAUGAACAGGGACUAGAUAUUAAGUUUGGUGGUGGAAAAUGGAAGGUGAUCAAAGGAAAUUUGGUUAUUGCUCGAGGCUUGAAAAGAGGAUCGUUAUACAUGGUACCGGUGACGUCUGAGGGAGUGACCAACCCAGUAAAGACAGUUAACAAAG
Molecule: messenger RNA, 796 nt
Organism: Cuscuta campestris
Lineage: Eukaryota; Viridiplantae; Streptophyta; Magnoliopsida; Solanales; Convolvulaceae
Source: the annotation of a GenBank genome assembly